AUGGAUAAGACUAACAUCUUCAAGGAACUUGGUAAACCUCGGAAGAAAGGAUUUGGAUCAAGAGAUGGACAAUUAUUAAUUCAAAAAGAAAGGACAGAAGGAUUAAGUGAUGAUGAAAAAAAUGAAAUGAAAGAACAGGAAAAAAAUAAACAAGAAGAAAGCGACGAUUCAGUUUUAUUUGUGGAUGAUGAUGAAGUAUUAAAUAAAAAACCUGAAGAAAGUAUUGUUUUUAAUGAACAAGAAGAUGAUGAAGUUUUCUUUGAUGAUGAUGAUAAAAUUAUUCCGUGUGAUAAUUUAAAAGCAGUUGAGUGUAAAUUAAGAAGUGAACGAAUGAAAGAAAAAACAAAUUUUCUUUUAACUGAAGAGAGUCAAAUUAUUAGAAAUAAAUUUAUACAAUAUUUGUAUGAUGAGUAUUAUCAAGAUAGAAUGAUUCCUUUUAACGAGUUAGUUAAGGUAUUAAUUAAACAAAUAGAUGGGUGUUUAAAGGGCAUACAAGAAUAUUGUGUUAAUAUUAUUUCUAUUGUUGGAAUGACAACAACAAAUUAUGAUUACAUGUCAAGUAUCAGAACAACAUUAUUAAGUUAUGGAAGACUAUGGCAUGACAUUAGCAUUGAAGAUACAUUUGAAUCAAGUGAUACUAUUGUUAUUAUUAUUGAAUUACCUGAACAAGAAAAAUGUAUUGAAACUAUUUGGAGAGUUGCAGAAUCAUUAAGAAAGAAAUUAAUAGUGUUUUUAGUUGGAAAUACGAUAGUUGAAUGUGAUAGGUAUUUGCUUGGACAUGAUUAUCCAAUGAUUAAAAUAGCAACUAUUUCAACUAGUACAACACAGAUAAUUAAUCAUUUUGAAUAUAUGCAAUUAAAAGAAACUAUUAUUGGUAAAUUACCAUUGAUUCAUCCAUCAAUAAUAUCAUAUAAUAUUAUGUUAUAUAGAGAUUUUCAUCAUUCAUACAAACUGUUUAUUCAAUUUAUAAUUCGACAUAUAGAACAUUCAGUAAUAUUUACAAAUCCUUCACUAAUAAUACCUCAAUUUCUUGAAGGAAUGUCUGAGGCAGAUGAAAAAAUCAAAUUAGGGAUUGAACAAACUUAUGACUUUUUAUCUGUUAUAUUUACUCGAUUAUUGUUCUCAAUUCAAACUUUAUCACAAAUUCAUUUUCAUAAAUUAUUACCACCAUAUACUUCACUUCUUAAUAUUUCUGAUAUUGCACAACCGUUAUUUAAUUUUAAUUUUCCUUCAAAUUUCAAUAAAAUUAAUAUUCCUGAAGAUGCUGAUGAUGAAUUAAAAAAUAUUAUAAAUACAAUUAAUUCAUCUCCAUCUUCUGAAACAUUUAAAUUAUUAUUAGAUUAUAUCUCAAUAACAAUAGGUAUAAUCAAAACGUUCCAAACAAAUUAUCAAUCAAAAAUCGAAUGUUGUUGCGUUUCAACUAAAAUUGAUUUUAAUUCCUUUUCUUUAUUUGAUAUAAUUCGUCAUUGUGAAGAAGGUAAACCUAAAGCACAACAAAUAUUUACAAAUUAUAGAAUCAUAUUAAACAAUGUUAAUAGAAAAGGUAUUAUUUCCGUAGAAAAUUGUCUAUCACUCUUUCCUGAUAAAUCACCUGAUGAAGUAAAAACUUUAAUAAAAGAAUUAAUAACAUUUGGAUUAUUCGUUCCUCAUAAUGACGAACUUCGUUCUACAGAAAUUGUCAUUACUUCUUCUAUAAAUGAAUGA
Molecule: messenger RNA, 1704 nt
Organism: Entamoeba dispar SAW760
Lineage: Eukaryota; Evosea; Mastigamoebida; Endamoebidae
Exons: 1
Coding region: 1-1704 (567 amino acids)
Source: RefSeq, a predicted model, not a curated record